Molecule: messenger RNA, 1164 nt
Organism: Mytilinidion resinicola
Lineage: Eukaryota; Fungi; Ascomycota; Dothideomycetes; Mytilinidiales; Mytilinidiaceae
Product: periplasmic binding protein-like II
Exons: 2
Coding region: 1-1071 (356 amino acids)
Source: RefSeq, a predicted model, not a curated record
AUGCAUUCUCUUUCUACGCUAGCCUUUCUCAUUGGCGCCUUGGUGGUAUCCGGGGGCUACUGCCAUCGCGAGGUUGAAACCAGAUCUCUAGAUCAGAUCUACGAAGCUGCGAAGGCAGAAGGCGGCGUCGUAACCCUAUGGGCGGGUGGAGAUGAAAAGGAUCAACAAAACAAGCUGAAAGACGCAUUCGAAGCCCGCUUCCCGGACAUUACCUUGAACCUCACGGUAGACUUAUCCAAGUACCACGAUGGUAGGAUCGAUGAGCAGCUCGCCGCAAAGAAUCUUUACGUUGACGCCACUUUCCUUCAAUCUCUUCACGAUUUCCCUAGAUGGAAGAGCCAAAAUGCGCUGCUGAACUACCAGCCUCUAGAGUUCAAGAACAUAUUUGAUGAGUUCAAGGACAGUGAUGGCGCAUACUAUGGCGUGUUUAUCCUCUUCUGGUCCAACAUCUGGAAUACGGAUAAAAUCGACGCAGCGAGCGCGCCGAAAGAGUAUACAGACUAUCUCAAGCCUGCGUUCAAGGAUAAGCUAGCGCUCACAUACCCCAACGAUGACGACGCCGUUGCAUUCCAAUUUGACCUGAUCAUCAAGCAGUAUGGCUGGGAAUGGUUCGACGACCUGAUAGCACAAAACCCUCACUGGGUCCGUGGAACUGCCACGCCUUCUACACUCCUCUCCCCCAGCUUGAACAACGUUUACGGCGCAACCUUCACCUCCGAAAUCGGCCUUGCCUCCUCUGGAAGCCUCAACAUAUCAUUCCCCACUAAGGGCCAAUUCGUCAGCUGGCCACAGACUGGUGCUAUCUUCGCCGACGCGCCACACCCUGAAGGCGCGAAGCUGCUGACCAACUUCGUGCUGAGCGACGAAUAUCAGAAAGCUUCAGGCUGGAGCGUGCGCCGCGACCUUCCUGGACCCAGCGGUUACCCUACUAUUUUCGAUAUGCCCGGCACCAACGUCACUGCUUUCAGGGAUUUUAUGCUGGAUCGUGCUGCUGUAGAGCGGCUGCGGUUCCGAUUUGAGGAUAAGAUCGGGACUGCGCAGGGCUUUAGCCCACUUGUUGACGAUUUGUAGGUAUUCGGAGUACUGUCUUGAAUCGUGUACUUUAGCAAACGUUACCAUAGUAAGCGUCUUCUUGUACAUAUACAAAAUCUUAGACAUAGGAGC